AUGACAGACACUUGGGUAGUAGUUGGUGCCUCCAGAGGCAUUGGCCUCGAAUUUGUCCGCCAACUUCUGAAAGACUGCCAGCAUGUCAUUGCUGGAGUUCGUGACCUUUCUAAGGCAGACCAGCUCUCUGAUCUAGUUGCUCGCCACCCACCACUGAGCAACUGCCUGAUCUAUGAGUGCGAUAUUACGAACGAAAAAAGCAUUAAAGGCUUUGUUGAAAGCACUGAAGAAGCAGUCAAAGGUGGGCUUAGGAUCAAAAAUAUCAUUGUCAAUGCUGGUAUUCUUAGAUACCCCAACCGUGCGACUGAAAUCUCAUUUUCCGAUUUUGCCCUUCACCUGCACACCAACACUAUCGGGCCUAUCAUUUGUGCACAGAAACUCGUGAACAUCGAUUCGGAAUGGCCCCCUUCCAAGGUUGUGUUCAUUUCAUCUGACUCCGGGUCGGCUACUGUUUUCCGAGACCACGAAGAUGGUUUUGGGGCCUAUGGCGCAAGCAAGGCCGCUCUCAACCAAAUGCUUAGACAUAUGGCUGCAGAGCUAUCAAGAAGAGGUGGAAAGUGGGACAAUACAUGCGUCCUUGCCAUGCAUCCAGGUGAAGUUAAAACGUACACAAAAGAAAUACCUGCGCCGGUCAGUGGUUUGCUUACUAACGAAACGUUCAGCGACAUGGCCGAUAUUCAUGUCGACUGGGAAGUCGAAGGCUCUAUCGAGGCCGAUGAAAGCGUCUCUGGGAUGCUCAAGGUCAUUGGAGAGAAGAAUGAGAGUGGCAGUUUCUGGUGCUGGGAUGGUAGACGACACCCUUGGUAG
Messenger RNA from Penicillium hordei, 807 nucleotides. RefSeq lists its product as uncharacterized. The transcript has 4 exons. The record is from RefSeq and is a predicted model, not a curated record. Gene Ontology annotation, molecular function: oxidoreductase activity, acting on the CH-OH group of donors, NAD or NADP as acceptor. The coding region runs from base 1 to 807 and encodes 268 amino acids. NCBI's taxonomy places the organism in Eukaryota, Fungi, Ascomycota, Eurotiomycetes, Eurotiales, Aspergillaceae.